Molecule: messenger RNA, 3677 nt
Organism: Eptesicus fuscus (big brown bat)
Lineage: Eukaryota; Metazoa; Chordata; Mammalia; Chiroptera; Vespertilionidae
Gene: MXD4
Product: MAX dimerization protein 4
Exons: 6
Coding region: 158-775 (205 amino acids)
Biological process (GO): regulation of transcription by RNA polymerase II
Molecular function (GO): RNA polymerase II cis-regulatory region sequence-specific DNA binding; protein dimerization activity; DNA-binding transcription factor activity, RNA polymerase II-specific
Source: RefSeq, a predicted model, not a curated record
CCGAAGCGGAGGGUGGCGGCUGAGCGCACUGGGAGCCCGCGGGAGUCGGGGCAGUGGGGCCGCGGGGCGCGCGGGGCGGGCGGCGAGCGGAGCCGGCCGGAGCGGGCCGGGCAGCGGCCGCCGCCGUCCCGGAGCGCGCGCGCGGGCGGGCCGGAGGAUGGAGCUGAACUCGCUGCUGAUCCUGCUGGAGGCGGCCGAGUACCUGGAGCGCAGGGACCGAGAGGCCGAGCAUGGCUACGCCUCGGUGCUGCCCUUCGACGGCGACUUCGCCAGGAAGAAAACAAAGGCUGCCGGCCUGGUGCGCAAGGCUCCGAACAACAGGUCUUCACACAACGAACUAGAGAAGCACAGACGAGCCAAGCUCAGGCUCUACCUGGAGCAGCUGAAGCAGCUGGUGCCCCUGGGCCCCGACAGCACCCGCCACACCACGCUGAGCCUCCUGAAGCGCGCCAAGACGCACAUCAAGAAACUGGAGGAGCAGGACCGCAGGGCGCUGGGCAUCAAGGAGCAGCUGCAGCGAGAGCACCACUUCCUGAAGCGGCGCCUGGAGCAGCUGUCGGUGCAGAGCCUGGAGCGCGUGCGCACGGACAGCACGGGCUCCGCCGUCUCCACGGACGACUCGGAGCAAGAGGUGGACGUGGAGGGCAUGGAGUUCGGCCCCGGCGAGCUGGACAGCGUCGGCAGCAACAGUGACGUGGACGACCACUACAGCCUGCAGAGCGACGGCGGCUACGGGCCCCCCUGCCGGCGGCCGGCCCGCCCCGGCCUCUCGUAGGCCCGGUGCCCUCUGCUCCUGGGCCUGCCUGCCGCCCAGCCACGUACGCCAGCCCUCCCGCCCUCUCAGCCUCUUUGUGGGUCACUGCUGUGCCACUCGGGAAGCUCCCGCAGCUCCGGGGCUGCCGCCUCCCCGCCCGCCGGUCAGGGCCCACCUCGCCGCCCGCCCCUCCCAGCUGGGCAGGGACCCCCGCAGGGAGGCGGGCCCAGCUCCCGAGCCCUGGAGCCCAGCGUAGCCACCCAUGGUCUGUUCUCAGAUUCCUAAUCAUUCCAGAAGUAUUAAAUGUCGUUGCUGCAAACCUCGGCGGGCGCCGUGUGAGGGGCUUACUGACCACGUGGGCAGCUCAAACCCCACCCCAGGCCCCAGGAGGAAGGAGUGGACUGAGGAAGGAAGGAAGGAAGGAGUGGCUCUCCAUUCAUCUGUCCAUCUGUCCUUCGGUCCACGGAGGCUCCUGAAGCCUGGACAGAGAGAGCCAUGAGGCGGGACAUGGGUGAGCACCCUGGGCAGGGGGAGGGGAAGGGCCUUGGCACCCUGAGGGUGUGCGGAGCCCGGGCUGGGCUCCUGGGGCAGGCCAGGCCCCCCCCCACCCCCCGGGCAGCUUCGGCUUUGUUAGGUACCUCAGGUGUACACAUGCACGCACCUCGUCACGUCCACCCGCCUGCACACAUGCACACACGCACACACACAUGUGGCCUCCGGACCCGGAGGUGCCUGGGACCCAGAGGUCACCCGGGCAGCACUGGCCCUGCCUGUGCCCGGCUCCCCUCCCGCGCGAUGCCCUGCUCAGGCUGCACGGCGGCGUGCCGGGCCCAGGAGUGCAGCGCCGGCCCCGGACGGUCUGGUCUCCGGUUGUAAAGGGAGGGCGUGAGCUGGAGCGGCUCCCUGCCCAGCAGCCCGAGGCCGGAGAGGCUGCCGGGAGGCCGGCCUUGCAGAGAGAGGCGGCUCUGAGGACUCGGGCGGGGCUGCCGCGCCCUCUAUUUCCUGAACCAGAUUUUUGUACUCUAUUUUCCUAGUCAUGGCGCGCUGUUGCGGAGGGGGGGAGCGACCCAGCGUCUCAGGGACUGGUCCGUCUGCCACCACUGUCCGAGUGUGCCUUGUGUCCCGUGUCAGGCCCCACCCCGGCCACCACCACCAGCAUCUCCCUCCCCCGUGCCCGACAGGUGUCCUCCCGGCCCCUGCCCCUGCCCCAGGGCAGCCCUCCCAGCAGCCACCACCUCCUGGUCAGGGCUGCUUUCUGUCGCCUUGGCAGGAGGAGCUGUGACCGGGCCCCAGUGUCACCCUCCAAGGUGGCUCGCAGGGACCUGCUGUGCAGCUUGGCCUCCAGUCGGGAGGGCCUGCUCACAGAGACCUAGGGUCUCACCUGGACCCAGCUUGAACCCCCCCGGCCCCCCUGCCCGGGGCGAGGGCUCCGAUUCCGACAUUGGCAGCUGAUGAAGACAGUGUCCUCCCUGGGGGGGCAGGCCUGAGCAUGAGGCUUCUCCUGGCCUUUCGCUCUAAGUCCUCGUCCCCGGGGACGGCACAGCAAUACUCGGGGGCGGGCGGUGGGGCCGACCCACGGCGUGUCUCCUCCCUCUCCGGUGCAUUGUAACCACUUGCCAACCGCAUUUAUCUCCAGUCCUGCCGACAGGCACCCCCGCGUGGGUGGCCUAACCGAGGCAGAAAGGGGUCCCUGGAGACAUGUGUGUCUGGCACAGAACCUGCCCUCCGAGGCUCGGGAUGGUGGGCGCACGCGGGCCCGUGGGGUCGGGGCCGGGGUCAUAGGGAAACUUGUCCGCUGGCACCUCCUUCAGCUGAACCGGGCCCCCGGAGGCGUCUCCCGUCUGCCUGAGCGUGUCCACGGGCGUUAGGGCAGGAGCACCCGCAAGUCCGGCCCCGGGGACGGUCCUGACUUCUUACAGCAUCAGCUCCCCACCCACCCCUACACCUGUGGAGGCUCUGCUCCCGCCCCUGGCCUCAGCGUCCUGUCCCGUGACCAGCUGUGGCCCUCGGCCCGCCCGACUGGCAGCUCCACCCAUGGCCCCUCAGCCGUGGUGUCCACGUGGGCCGGAGGUGGCCUGGCUGACCGCCGGGGUGCUGCCCGCACCCGCAGAUGUGAGGGGUGGCCCUCGGGGCCAGGCCGGGUGCUAGGAGUUGCAUCCAUUGCCCUCCCUCCAGCUCCCUGCAUGUGCCCAGGCUGGCUUGGUGGGUGGCCGUGGUGCCCGGAGAGGGCCCUGCUGAGGCCUGUUGGGUGGCUAAGAGCACACCUCAGCGUUGUCCGGCCUCUAUAAAGCCGCCGUGACCAGCAUGGGGCCCCGGAGGUGCCUGCACCCUCUCCGUGUGCCCUCCCAUGCCCAUGUGGGCCACUGUGGCACUGGGUGGCUGAAAUCCUGGAACCCCAGGCCCAGGUUUGGGCCCCCACCCUUGUGCAGUGGCCCCCACACUCCUGGCCACCCCCCCAAGCGUAGGUCCAGCUGGCUGGGGAGGCUGCCGGCAGCUCCCCCUCCGAGCCUUGGCCCCUCUGCAUGUUCAGUGCAAGAGGCCCAGUGCCCGAGCCUCUGUCCUGGGCAGAUGGAGCCCUGUGCCCACCAUGGCCCCGAGGGCCCCCCUGUCUGCCCCAGAUAAUCCCCAUCUGCUGGGCGAGGCAGGCUCCCCCACUCCCUACUCCCUGCUUCUCUCUGGGCCAGCUAAGCGGGGCCCCCUCCCCCCCUCUGUGCAUAGAGGACUCUGAGCCCGGGCCACAUCCAGGGCACUAGGGCAGGUUCCGUGCCAGGGUCUGGGGCUGCCCAGGAAGCCUGGUGCUGGCCAGGGGGGCACAUUACAAGAUCCUCACUGGAGAGAGAGGGGUCACUCAUCCUCUGCUCACGGGAGGGGCUGUGCUGUACCAUUCUGUCUUUGUAAUAUAAAUACAGAUUUUUAUACCUCA